GACGCCUGGCGGUUUUUUGCUUAGAAACGUUCAAGAAAAGAAAUUCUGCUUUAAAAUCAUGAAGAAAUAGAUGCAAUUUUGUAAGGUACUUUAAGGAACUAAGGAUGGACAAGCCUCAGAUUAUAUCACAUGUGCAAAAGUCACUAAAUUACACAGUUUUUGAUGGGAAGUGGGUCCCAUGUAGCGCAAGGUUUGUUGUUCUUGGAAAUCAUGCUCGUGGUACUGGUGCUAUGCAGAUUUAUGAAGUAUCACACGGAGAUGUCAAAUUACUUAAAGACGUUGAAAAGAGAACACCAUUUAAAUGUGGGACCUUUGGAGCAUCAAGCUUACAACAGCGGUAUUUGGCCACAGGGGAUUUUGAAGGCAAAAUGAUGAUAUGGAAUCUGGAGAACACUGAGAGACCUGUAUAUUCUGUCAAGGCUCAUUCACAAAUUAUAAAUGCAAUAGAUGGAGUAGGAGGACUAGGGAUAGGAGAAGGUGCACCUGAAAUAGUUACAGGAAGUAGGGAUGGUUCUGUCUGUGUUUGGGAUCCUCGUCAAAAAGAAACACCUGUGGCACAAAUGUUACCAGCAGAAGGACAAGAGGGAAGGGACUGCUGGACUGUAGCUUUUGGUAAUGCAUAUAACACAUCUGAACGUGUUGUGGCAGCAGGAUAUGACAAUGGAGAUAUCAAAAUAUUUGAUUUGAAGAAAAUGGCCAUCAAGUGGGAAACAAACAUAAAGAACGGAGUAUGUGGUCUAGAAUUUGAUAGAAGAGACAUCCAAAUGAAUAAACUGGUAGCCACAACAUUGGAGUCCAAGUUCCAUGUUUUUGACAUGCRUACACAACACCCUGACAAAGGAUUUGCUUCAUUAAGUGAAAAGGCCCAUAAUUCUACUGUUUGGUGUGUUAAACAUCUUCCACAAAAUCGAGAUAUAUUUAUGACAUGUGGUGGAUCUGGCACGCUGAAUUUAUGGAAAUAUUCAUAUCCAGAGAAACGAGUUGAAAAGGAUUCAAAUGGUUUGGAAUAUGGAGUUGUUGGUUCUGUKAACCUYCUUCAAAAUGCCACUCUGUCAACUCAACCAAUUAGUUCUCUUGAUUGGAGUCCAGACAAAGCUGGACUCUGCUUAUGUACAUCAUUUGACCARAUGUUAAGAGUGAUAAUUGUCACCAAGAUGAACAAGAUAUAGCAUUAAUAUUAUCAUUAUCUUUGUAAUUAAAUUAUGRACAUGUUUUAUAUUUAUGAUUUUGUCAAGAAUACAGACAGAAUGUUGCUAAGAGGA
Messenger RNA from Exaiptasia diaphana, 1262 nucleotides. Its product is annotated as WD repeat-containing protein 92. The record is from RefSeq and is a predicted model, not a curated record. The coding region runs from base 105 to 1169 and encodes 354 amino acids. Lineage: Eukaryota; Metazoa; Cnidaria; Anthozoa; Actiniaria; Aiptasiidae. The transcript is spliced from 9 exons. Gene Ontology annotation, molecular function: ubiquitin binding.